AUGUCGAUGCACGCCACAAUCCUCUGCUGCAACUGCGGCGCCCCCAUCGACGGCACGACGGCCGCCGGUGCGCUCUGCUACGACUGCAUCAAGUUGACCGUCGACAUCUCCCAAGGCGUCCAGCGCGAGGCCACGCUCAACUUCUGCCGAGACUGCGACCGCUGGCUGCUUCCCCCCAGCAGUUGGGUCGUCGCCGCACCCGAGUCCCGCGAGCUGCUCGCCCUCUGCCUCAAGAAGCUCAAGGGCCUGAACAAGAUCCGCAUCAUCGACGCCUCCUUUGUGUGGACGGAACCCCACUCGAGACGAGUCAAGGUCAAGAUUACGAUUCAGGACGAGGUCCAGACCGGCGUCCUCCUGCAGCAGGCCUUCGAGGCCAUCUACAUUGUCGCCUACCAGCAAUGCCCCGACUGCGCAAAGUCGUACACAGCCAACGUGUGGCGCGCCUCGGUCCAGGUGCGCCAAAAGGUGCUGCACAAGAGGACCUUCCUCUUCCUCGAGCAGCUCAUCAUGAAGCACGGCGCGCACAGGGAUACGCUCAACAUCAAGGAGGCCAAGGACGGCAUUGACUUCUUCUUCUCGGCGAGGAAUCAGGCCGAGAAGUUUUGCGACUUCCUCAACUCGGUCGUGCCGUGCAAGGCCAAGAAGUCGCAGGAGCUCAUUUCGCAGGACGUGCACACGUCGACAAAGUCGUUCAAGUUCACCUUCUCGGUCGAGCUGGUGCCCAUCUGCCGUGACGACCUUGUCGCCAUGCCCAUCAAGCUGGCCAAAGCGUCCGGCAACAUCUCGCCGCUGGUCAUCUGCCACAAGAUCGGGACGUCGGUAUACCUCCUCGACCCAAACACCCUCCAGACGGCCGACAUCAGCGCGGCCAUCUACUGGCGCGCGCCAUUCUACUCGCUCGCCGACGUCAAGCAGUUUGUCGAGUUUAUCGUCAUGGACAUCGAGCCGACCAACAUCACGAAGGGCAAGUGGCGGCUCGCCGAGGUACAGGUCGCGCGUGCGUCGGACCUGGGCGUUAACGACAAGACGUACUUUGCGAGGACGCACUUGGGCAACCUGCUGCACGCGGGUGACUCGGUGCUCGGCUACAUGCUCACGGGCACCAACUUCAACAACGAGGAGUUCGACGCCAUCGAAGCCUCGGGCGUAUAUGCCUCGACGAUACCGGACGUCAUGCUCGUCAAGAAGCACUACCCGAACCGGAGGAAGCACCGCAACCGCAACUGGAAGCUCAAGCGCAUGAACAAGGACGAGGGCGAGCUGCUGCCCAAGAAGGCGGACCAGGACCGCAUGAACGAGGACUACGAGCAGUUCCUCCGCGACGUCGAGGAGGACGACGAGCUCCGCGCAACAAUGGCGCUCUACAAGGCCCAGCAGGCGGCCAAGGUCGACCCCGAUGCGAUGAGCAUCGCCGAGACCGAAGACGGCGAUGGUGUGCCGGGAGUGGACAUGGAUGAGCUCCUGGACGACAUGGACGAGCUCCAGAUCAAGGAAUAA
Colletotrichum higginsianum IMI 349063 is the source of this 1497-nucleotide messenger RNA. Its product is annotated as NMD3 family protein. Gene Ontology annotation, cellular component: cytoplasm; nucleus. Gene Ontology annotation, molecular function: ribosomal large subunit binding. The transcript has a single exon. The record is from RefSeq and is a predicted model, not a curated record. Bases 1 to 1497 code for a protein of 498 amino acids. Lineage: Eukaryota; Fungi; Ascomycota; Sordariomycetes; Glomerellales; Glomerellaceae. Gene Ontology annotation, biological process: ribosomal large subunit export from nucleus.